Molecule: messenger RNA, 6777 nt
Organism: Trichobilharzia szidati
Lineage: Eukaryota; Metazoa; Platyhelminthes; Trematoda; Strigeidida; Schistosomatidae
Source: the annotation of a GenBank genome assembly
AUGCAGGCCUUAUGCUCCGGUCACCUAGAUCCAGAGGAUCUUGCCUUAGUAAGCGGUUUCAUGUCAGGCCAUAUCUCAAGCGAUGCAGUUUUUCCACCUUGUGGUGCUGUUCAUCCUAGUCUGUGUCCACAGCCAACACAGGACCAUGAUUCUGAAGAUGAGGAUGAUGAGCGCGGAUUGGAUGAAAACUCUGUCCUGAAAUAUGCGACUGAAGAAGUAAACGUUCUUAAACGUGUAUUAGAACUCAAACGUGCUGGUCUGUGGUCAGCUGAUGACUCAUCUUGUGGGACAACAGAAUCUGGCACUAUUGACAAUUCAGCCAGUAUUUCUUCCUUAGCUCCACCAACUGAGCCUACAUGUCGCACUUUCAGCGAUUACAUGUUUGCAGAAGUCAAUUGGCUAGCUGAGGAUUUCAAACGGGAACGUCAAUGGAAAAGGGUCUCUGCUAAGAAGCUCGCACUGACUGCCCUAAAAUGCUACCGAGAGAAAACUGAGAGAGCUUCGAGGAUAGAAAAAGAGGAAGUCAUUCGUGUACGCAAGAUGUGCGCAUUUAUUGCAAGAAUGGUUCGCGAUUGGUGGCGUCAAAUGGAUAAGAUUGUUCAAGCGAAGCAGCAAGUACGACUAACAGCUAAACGUCAGCAAGCUAUUAGUUCGCAUCUUGGUCAAGUGCUUGAAACCACCGAAGAAUAUACUCGUUGGUUAACUGAAGGGAUAACUAACUCCAAAUCCACACAGAAUUCUAACACUAUAAACUCUAUCUCUGAUAGUCAGAAAGAAAAUGUUCCAGUUACCAAAGAGAAUGACCCGAAACCGAAUUCUCAGCAACCAGAUUUCUCUGAUGAGGAAUUCGUUGCAGAUGAAAAAGCAUUUGAAGAAGCUGAAGAUGACGAAGAAACUAUAGAGCAAGAGGAAAAAAUAGCUAUGGAGGGACGUCAUAUCUCUGGGAUGUCUCCAACUGUUGAACUUGCGCAAUUGGAGGCUGAAGCUGAUUGCCCUUUAGAAGAUCUUUUGCCUCCAGGUUACCUUGAAUUCCUUGAAUCAUGUUCUGCUAAUAAAGAGUGUCUUUCAGACAAUGAAUUGAAAGAUAGUAAAGAAGCAGCAGAAGAAGAAAGUGAAGGAACUAACAAUAAAUGUGAACUUUCAGAGGAAAAUAGGGAGAUUAAGAAUGAGGUUAAUACCUGCGUUUCAGAAACAAGUUUGCCAGUCGAAGAAACAGGAGAUAUUACUCCUCACCAUAAAAACGAGCUUGAUGAUGAAGAAUACUCUAGCACCUCAGACGUGGAAUCAAACUCACAGUCGUCCGUAUCAUCUGAGAGCAAUGAGAAUACUGAUGAUGAAACGGAACAAGAAAAUUCAGAUGCUGAAGAAUCUUCUUCGUUGAAAAGUGAUUCUGAAGUAUCUCUAAGAGAACUCGUGGAUCAUGAGGCAAAUGAUAAAGUGGAAGAAACUGUAAACGAUGUCAAUGUGAAUGUUACUGGCAGCAACUCUUCAGAGACACAGCAGUCAUCUUGCCAAACACUGCCUGGUGGAGAAAAUAUCGAGUCUAUCACCAAAGAAGCUGUGAAUGCCUCGUCAGAAGCAGGUCUAACAACUAUAUCCUCCCCAUUCCUUCUGUCUGGAGGGACUCUUAGAGAAUACCAAACAGUUGGUUUAUCGUGGCUGGUUGCUAUUUAUGAUAAGCGCCUAAACGGAAUUCUCGCAGAUGAAAUGGGUUUAGGUAAAACUAUCCAAACAAUUUCACUACUGGCGUAUCUUGCCUGCGAAAGAGGUGUAUGGGGUCCACAUUUAAUAGUCGUUCCAACAAGUGUUAUCCUUAAUUGGGAAGUGGAGUUCAAACGAUGGUGUCCAGCUUUCAAAAUACUGACCUACUAUGGUAGCAUAAAAGAAAGAAAACUUAAGAGAACGGGUUGGACUAAAACAAACGCAUUUCAUAUUUGUAUAACAUCUUACAGUUUGGCAAUCCAGGAUGCAGGCGUUUUCAAGCGUAAAAAGUGGAAAUAUCUCAUAUUAGACGAGGCUCAAAAUAUUAAAAACUUCAAGUCUCAGCGGUGGCAAACUCUGCUUACCUUUAACAGUCAGCGACGUUUACUUCUUACUGGUACCCCACUACAAAAUUCACUGAUGGAACUUUGGUCUCUAAUGCAUUUUCUGAUGCCAAAUAUUUUCCAGUCACAUCGGGAUUUCCAAGAGUGGUUCGCUUCACCUAUCACAGGAAUGAUUGAAGGAAAUACUGAUCAUAAUGAUCUACUUGUUCAAAGGUUGCAUAAAGUUCUGCGUCCAUUUUUACUGCGGCGUCUUAAAGCUGAUGUUGAGCGUCAGCUUCCCAAGAAGUAUGAACAUGUUAUCAUGUGCAGACUAUCACGAAGACAACGUUUUUUAUACGAUGAUUUUAUGUCUCUUGGCAGUACUCAAGAAACACUUAAGUCGGGUCAAUUUCUCUCAGUUAUGAAUAUACUUAUGCAACUACGUAAAGUUUGCAACCAUCCAAAUCUGUUUGAAACCAGACCAAUCAUAUCACCCUUUCGAGUCGCCGAUUCAUAUGUUACCUAUUCUCUACCAAGGUUACUGGUUUCUAUAAGUCAUCCUUUCUUGGUGUUUGCUCCAAGUUCGAAUGGCGGUCAAAGUGUGAUUGGGUCAGCCUCUGCUUUUACUGAGCCUGAUCUAGACUGGUUGGAUGUUGCAGGAUCAGUUGCUCGCCUUUUGGGACAAACAAUGAAUUUAGUCGAAAUGGCUCGGGAUUUACCCGGGUUUGUUGCCAAUCGCUGUCAUCAGUUAUGUGCGAAGAAGGAGUUGAUUACUGUUAUUGACUCAAAUGACGUAGUAGAUGAUGUCAUUUCUCUACGUGUAAAAUUUAACUCAUUGAAAAAGUCACAUAAAUCUCUUGAUGAAUAUACAAAUAAAUCGCCGCUAUUUGAUUUAAAUUGUAUGGACCUCGAUCGCGAUGACGAACACUAUCCUGGUCACUCAUCAGCGGUUACACGUGCACCUAAUAUGAUUCAAGCUGACUUUCCGAAGAAUUCAUGGGAUAUUGGCAUGCCAAAAUCUUGUCUACGUCAUCGUUAUGUUGAAAGACAAAAUAGAUUGCUUUUAAUGAAUCGAAUUAAUGAACGUCGUUGUAACACGAUAUUCACUUCACAGUCAAAUGAUAUUGGAAAUUAUUGGGAUCAUGGAACUCAUAUAGGACCAGAUGUUGUUUUUCACAUCACUCGUUUACUGCGUGAAAAACCUCUUGAAUAUAGUAACAAACGUUCUCGGACAUAUCCAGGUCUUAUAAGUGGUACAACCAAUUGUUAUGAGAGCUUGUAUACUUGGCCGAGUCAAAAUUGUUCAUUUGUUAGUGACGACAUUUCGAGAGUUGAUGAAGCGUCUUGUUUUGAAAUCACUUCCCGAUUAAUAGUCCCAAUAUCCUCAAAAUCCACUAAUUCUGAAGGGGCACUUAUGUCUUACGUAUCCAAGCCUCUUCGAAAAAUGCUGCACAGUCCUUAUGAUUAUUUAAAUGAUCUGCAUGAAAUUCUGAAAAGGUUCGUUUUUGUAGUGCCUGCUGUUAUAUCAUCGGGUUUUAUGCUACAAGUGUCCAGUCAUGCUUUGGAACACCAAGUUGUAAAUCAAGAAAGUCGUAUUCGAGAUAUGUUGUUAAACUCAGGUUGUUUACCCUCGUCAUGUUUCCCAGUGAAUUCAUUUGAUUAUCAAAAAUCUGCCAACCGUUUACCACCUCUCAGUCCUCAAAUUUGGUUGAUGCCAUCAAAAUUGCAUCAGUUAGUCAUGUCCUGUCGUAUUCAGUUCCCUGAUCCACGAUUAAUUCAGUACGAUUGUGGAAAACUGCAACGAUUAAAUGGCAUGUUACGUGAACUUAAGUCUGGCAAUCAUCGUGUCCUUAUUUUUACUCAGAUGGCAAGAAUGUUAGAUAUUCUAGAGCAGUUUCUAGCUUAUCAUGGUCAUCGUUAUUUACGUUUGGACGGUACAACAAAAGUUGAACAGCGUCAAGUUUUAAUGGAGCGCUUUAACCAGGAUCCUCAAAUUUUUGUUUUCAUCUUGUCAACUCGUUCUGGUGGUUUAGGCAUAAACCUAACAGGGGCUGACACAGUUAUAUUUUACGACUCAGAUUGGAAUCCAACAAUGGAUGCUCAAGCACAAGACAGGUGCCACCGUAUCGGACAAACUCGCGAUGUACAUAUUUACCGUCUGAUAAGUGAGAGAACAGUUGAAGAAAAUAUCCUGCGCAAAGCCAAUCAGAAACGAUUCCUUAGCGAUGUAGCAAUUGAAGGCGGCAAGUUCACAACAGCUUUCUUCAAGCAAAAUACAAUAACGGAAUUAUUUGCUGAACCAUCAGGACUUCAGGACUUGGAAAAAGUAAAAGAUUCUGUUACUACAGAAACAUCGGCUUCAAUGGUUGUCGAUUCUGAAGUUUCAUCACAAUCUGAUCCUGGAGUUACAACUACUCGUAGUGGACGACAAGUGCGUCCACCGAGUAGUGUAUCCACACUUUCACAAGAUGUUAGUAUUACCAAUGAUUCCAUAGAACCUGCAUUGAAUACUGAAGCUCAAUUGGAGGCACUACUCGAUGCAUGUGAAGAAGAAAGUGACCGUAUCGCUGCUAGACGUGCUUUAGAUGAAGCUAAAGCGGAUUUGGCUGAAUUCGAUGAAAAGUUACCAUGUGCCAACAGUGAUGCGGACCCUGAAAAUUCUGGUCCUGGUGAUAGUUCAAGUAUUCCACUGGGAGAUGAAAUAGACCCCCUCUCUCGUCUACGCAUCAAUCGCCAACGCCUCGAAGAAGGACAAUCAAAUAGUAAUACAGCAGAAACCAUUGAGGAAAUUGUUGAGCGUGAGCUAGUCGGGUUUGAAUCUCAAUUAAAGCCGGUUGAACGAUUUGGAGUGCGACAAGUUGAAGAACAGAGAGAACAAAUGCUAAAUGAAGAGUUGGACAUGGCUGAUGCAGAACGAAUGGAAUCUGAAAGACUUUGGCGACUAGAAAAGUUAAAGGCUUUACAUGAAGCAGAUGAAGAACGAGCAGAAUUAGAAGAGGAUGAUAUGUUUUACUGCUCUGGGAAAUACGAUCCUUCAAGUCAACUUGCAGAACUUGAACGUUUAGAAAGAAUUCGAAUGGAGGAAGCUAGUGAAGUAGAUACUUCACUUGGAAUUUUAGAUUCUGGACAGAUAUUUGCAAGCGGACGUUCGAAAUACUCUGGGAAGCGAACUUACGACUCAAGUAAAGCAUUGCACAAAGUCACGAAAUCACACACAAAUAGUUCAAUUAAUUCAGAAUCAAGGAAAUUAUCCAAGAUCUCUAACAUGCAUAAGCGACCAAGAUUCGAAGAGAAAAAGCAGUCAACAAAUGUUAAAAUGGUGCAUGAAAAUCAAGAUGAAUCAGACACAAGUAAUCACUUUGUUAAAGGAAACAAGCCUAAGAUACAUCUGUCACACGAUGAUAUGACCACGAAGAGCAAAACUGGAAUGGAUGAGUUUGUGGAAAGAAUGCACUUUCCCCCUGUGGUCGUCAACAAAAGGCUUCAGAGUUCGGAUGUUCUUCAAGAUGCCAACCAUAAUGCUAAAUCCGAUAUGUGGAAUAAAGCAAGUGUCUCCUCACAUGAUGUAGGAAAAGAAUAUCAGCCGUAUCAUGCACACCAACCAGCUGGUGAGAGAGAGCAGUACUCUGGGUCAGAGCAGACAAUGACAGACGACGUAUGGUAUCCUUCCCGACAGGCUGUGGGAUGUACAAUGUCUCAUAAGCGAAGAGAUAGUUUCAGUGUCGAUUUUGGUGUUCCAAAUAAAGCCUUUUGUCUCGAUACAAGGAAUUCCGAUAUUUCUGACAACCACUGCAAUCCAGAAAAUGUUGUACAUGAAGAAAUUGUGGAGACUGACAGUUUUAAUGAGUUACUCAUUCCCAAAACAUCAUGUACAACAGGGGAUGGAUCAGCUACUACUACUAUUACUACUACUACUACUAAUCCGUUUGUACAUAACAAGUACCAAACCCCACCCGAGAUACCUUUUCGUUUGUUAAACCCAACUUCCCCAUCUCCUCGACCUCCUCCAGAGCCUAUAAUCCGUAUUCGAACUUUUCCUGAGGGAAAUCGUUUAAAUUUCACAGCGAAACAAUUGUUAGUUCCAACGGGUCAACCUGUAUUCGUAAUUACACGCCAUAUGACAAUGCCCUCAGGUGAGGUAUAUCAACAACAGUUCACUCAUCCACUUGUACCACCAUCGCAGUUUGAGCGCAUGGUAUCCCAGUUACACAAGCCUUCUGGUAGUAUUCCCCAAACCCCCAAGUUGUAUGAAGCAUGUCAAAUUCGACCUCGAUUAACAGUUCAAUCCACAAUAAUAUCUCGGUCGUCUUUGUUGAACGACUCAAUUCCCGUCCACCCUACAGAAACAGUACAAAUUAAAACAGCUACUAAAAUCCCAAGCACAUUGAAUGUAUCCCCUAAUGUAGGAUUGCAAAAUACGGUAUAUGCAAAGCAAUUUACUCAGUUUUCUAGAUCACCAGCUAAUGGUAUAAGAUGUGGGACAAGCAUCCCUGUGAUAAGAAUGAUUAAUUGUAGCACUAACAAGACAACUCCUCUUAUACGUUUGACUACUCCAGAAAAUAAUUUUGUAAACAAUGAUAUCGUUCAUUCACCCAGCACUCAACCUUCAAUACACACUUCACCUAAUGCUAUUCGGAUUGGGGACGCUGUGCGACUGAUUCCCAAUCACGUCCCCAGUGCCAAAGCUCCGAUCGUUAAGUUGCAACGCGUAGCGUCCAAUCUGACGUAUCCUAAAACUACGAUCUCUCACUAA